CUUCAGCUUCAGUGGUCAAGAUGGCGGCCGGGGCGCUGCUGCGGGGGAGCGGGGCCCGCUUCCGCCCCUUCGCCGAACAGGGGGCCAGUUCCCGCCUUUUUUUCCUCAGGGGCCUGGUGUCAUCCAAUAACCGAUCUGGUGAAGACAGCUGGUUAAAAUCAUUGUUUGUCCGCAAGGUUGAUCCCAGGAAAGAUGCUCAUUCCAAUCUCUUAGCCAAAAGGGAGACCAGCAGUCUCUAUAAAAUACAGUUUCACAAUGUCAAACCAGAAUGCCUAGACUCCUACAACCAGCUUUGUAAAGAGGUGCUGCCAAAGAUCCACGAAGGGAAGGAGUAUCCAUGUACACUGGUGGGGACGUGGAACACGUGGUACGGAGAGCAAGAUCAGGCUGUCCACCUCUGGCGAUAUGAGGGAGGCUACCCAGCCCUUACGGAGGUCAUGAGCAAGCUUCGACAUGAUAAGGAGUUCAUGGAGUUUCGCAAAGCAAGGGGAAAUAUGCUUCUUUCGCGCAAGAAUCAGCUGCUGCUGGAGUUCAGUUUCUGGAAUGAACCAGUUCCCAGGGCAGGCCCCAAUAUCUAUGAACUGAGGUCUUACCAACUUCGUCCUGGAACAAUGAUUGAGUGGGGAAACUACUGGGCCCGUGCCAUUCGUUUCCGACAAGACAACGAAGAAGCCGUUGGAGGAUUUUUCUCACAGAUUGGGCAGCUGUAUAUGGUUCAUCAUCUCUGGGCUUACAAAGAUCUCCAGUCCAGAGAAGACACAAGAAACUCUGCAUGGCACAAACCUGGAUGGGAUGAGCUGGUGUACUACACAGUCCCUCUGAUUCAGGAAAUGGAAUCCAGAAUUAUGAUACCAUUGAAGAUUUCUCCUUUGCAGUAAAGUCACAGAUUGAAUGGCAUCUGCCUGUAGAUUUAAACUGACCAGUAUGUCUUUUAAGUUCAUUUGAGGGUAUGCGUGUGACAACAGAAACGUUGAUUUUUGAAAGGACUGCAUACCUCUUUUUUUUUUUAAGUCGCUGCAGGAGCACUUAGAGAUGUGUUGGGGGAAAAGCAUAGGGCCAUAAUUUAAGAUUUAGUGUCCAGCCACAUAACCUGGCUCUCUGUGAUUUGAAACACAGACAGAUACUCCCAAGAGCCGGCAGGUGCUGAUGAAAACGCACACAUUUAAGUAGUUGCACGAGCUUUAAUAUCUUGAAUGAAUGCUGUAUUUAAUCAGGGGGGUGGGUUCUCCAGUGAAUUCCUCUGCAUUUUUUUUUUCCAAAAUCAUGGUCGAUUGUCAAACUUACAGAGCUUUUCUUCUGCCUAAAAUAGCUCUUUCUGUUCCUGACACUCCAGCAAAUUUACUGCCUGGUCAACCCACUUGUUAAGGAUGUGUAAUUUUACUGUAUCUACCCAGUUCCAUCCUGGAUCUGAAACUUGAAGGGAAAACAGCCAGAGGGUCUAAAGGCCUUUGGGAUGUUUGCUCUUGAUCAUGUGUAUGCAGGGCCUUUCAUAAACAGCUGCCAGGGAGACUGCUCAUUCCUCUCUGAUUCCUCUGCCCUCAUUUUGUGGAUUUGCAGAAAGUUAACAAACAGGCGCCUUGCUUUCCUCUUCGUUGGGAACCUCUAAAGCUUCUAAUUCUCUUCCCCAUGUCCAUUGAUCUAUCAGGGAACAGAGGGAGCACUCCAUAUUGUUGUCUUUUUUUUGUCCUAGCCAAUCAGAUAAGUCAACUGGGAAAUCUCCUGGGUUGUAUUGCUACAGGCUGUGGGUGGCAAUUUUGGGUGUGGGGCAAAAUAGUUUGAAAAAUGCUUUUCUGCAUGAGAGGAACCUCACUGCUUGUAAAAACUGGCCUGUCAGGGAAGCUGCUAGGCAAAACGCAUUGAUAUGGGUGCAGUCCUUUGUAUGUGGUUUGAUUGUGCUGAGGAUAUAGACUGGCUGUUUUGACCUAAUAAAGGUUAUGAGAAUGUAGCAUGUGGAUUUUUCCGUUCCUGUGAACACAGGCAUUCUCAAAGUUACGUGUUACCAAUUGCCGAUGGCCGUUAUGGCUAUAAAAAUAUAGAGCCCGAGGAGGAUGGCCUUCUGUACUAGAAAGGGGUAGACUGUUUCGGACAGUCGUCAGUGUUAAGGAAUAAUUAAUAUUGAUGUAAUGUCCUAGAACAGAAACAGAAAAUCCAUAUACCCUUCUUAGUGCUCUGUGUGAAGGCUCUCACACCGCUUGAUUGUAUGUAUUUCUACCCCAAAAUGUCCCACAGUGUUCAGUAGAGCUUGCUCUGGAAUAAGCCCACAAAGCAUUGCAGCUUUAGGACUGAGCCGCAAAGUCUGUCUGGAGUAUGUAUUAGGAGACCUUUCCCUUUGCCUCCGUACUAUGUGCCGAAUUCCUCCCCUGCCCUCCACUUUCCCCCCUG
Gekko japonicus is the source of this 2382-nucleotide messenger RNA. RefSeq names its product glioblastoma amplified sequence (gene NIPSNAP2). The record is from RefSeq and is a predicted model, not a curated record. Bases 21 to 878 code for a protein of 285 amino acids. Gene Ontology annotation, cellular component: mitochondrion. Lineage: Eukaryota; Metazoa; Chordata; Lepidosauria; Squamata; Gekkonidae. The transcript is spliced from 10 exons.